AUGCGAAUCCAAGCAAAGGAUAGAGCCAGAUCGCUUCCUACAAACAAGUUUUAUGGAAACCUGAUGCUUGAUGACUCGCACGCCCCGGUCUGGACACACCCGUAUGGCUUACGAUGGGAUGGCGCUAGCCUUGGGCAGCAAGGUCUUGGUAUCUCACAUAUCGAUGAUGAUAUGAAAGUAUUUGGGCCCUCACAGGAUUUUUCCAACCCGACCGAGGAAGGAGGGAACAAUUGGGGAGAUGAUACAUCUCCAGGGAGCUCCAAGUAUUACCUCAACCCUUUCCUAGUCAGCAUGGGGCUUUCUGCAGCAGAGUUUGAUACAAAUCACCAGAUGAGUGUCGGAGACUUUGAAGAAUUUGGAUGCACCAUGCUCUUAUUCCCUGACAGCGAGGGAGCACAGGGGCGUCAAGAGAACCCAAGGUCUUUUAUCCGGGUCCCUAUUGUCAGGGGCAUGGCCUUCAUUACAGGAAUAUAUCGUGAUUUGACUCCACAGGUCUAUUCCGAAACCUUAGUACGAACCUUGGAGCGCGAUUUAAACCUGAGUUCUGAUAGAGUAAAUGAAGGCUGGGUUAAGUAUAGAUUCUUGAUCGAAAAUGGAGUCACCUGGUUGUUAUAUGCGAGACCACUAAGGGUGAAAGAUGGUCCAUUGCAGCUUGAAAAAAAGGAGCAAAGACGCGUUGUGUCCACCUCAGGGAAGUUUACAGGAUUGAUCCAGAUUGCUAAAUUACCAAUUGGAAACGAAGUGGAAACGGAGCGUCUCUAUGAUCAAGCUGUUGGUGUUUAUACCACCGGAGGACACCUCUCUGUCCUCCAGAAAAAUCUGAAAAAUGAUGCAGGCGGCUAUAGGAUCGAUUGGAAGUUGGCUGGGGACAUUAGUAAAAAGUUUAUCCACUUCACGCUGCCACAUCAUCGAGAGAUCCUCACAGAUAUCGCAGUUCCUACAUCAGUGACGCUUCCAUCCACGACCAAAGGUAAGAUGGUGGCAUACGAAGGACCUAUCUGGUUUCUAUAUGAGCCUGAACGGCUCAAAGUUGGGCUCCUUCCUGAGAGUUGGUCAGAGGUUGUUACGUCAGAGCGAUUAAUCGAGAUUCGACAGCAAGCAGAGAGAGACGCUGAGCUGGAUUUCGAUCUUGAUGCGGAUCUGGACUCAAUGUAUUUUUCGGGCAAGAGACUUGCCAAAUUUGCGCUCCUAAGUUUGGUCGUAAUUGAUGUAAUCGGGGACCGGAAUGGACCCUUGUAUGAGAAAUGUCUUUGGAAACUCAAGAGGGCUUUUGAGCGGUUUUUGGACAAUAAGCAACAGUAUCGCUUGGUUUACGACAAAACCUGGCGAGGACUAAUUAGUAUACAGGGAUUGGAGAAGGGCGCCUUGGCUGACUUUGGGAACAGUUGGUACAAUGAUCACCACUAUCAUUAUGGCUACUUUAUCCAUACUGCUGCGAUUAUCCGUCACUUAGACCCUAAAUGGAGAACCAGCGAUGUCUCAGCAUUCGUUAACAGCCUCGUACGCGACGUGGCAAAUCCUUCCAAAGACGAUCCUUACUUCCCUGUCUUCCGCUCCUUUGACUGGUUUAUGGGCCACUCGUGGUCCCAAGGAAUUUUCGUUUCAUUGGAUGGCAAAGACGAAGAAUCGACGUCUGAAGACAUCAACUUUUACUAUGCCAUGUCACUUUGGGGUAGAAUGGAUAAUCAGCCCGAGCUGGAACGACUUGGUCAGUUGAUGUUGACGAUUGCGCGCAGGUCUAUCCAAGCUUACUUUUUGUUGGAGAAUGACAAUAUGAACCACCCAAGAGCCUUUAUCGGCAACAAAGUGACUGGUAUCCUUUUUGAAAACAAGGUUGACCACACAACCUACUUCUCAUCACGCAUUGAGUGCAUUCAAGGUAUCCAAAUGAUUCCGGCUACACCGGCGUUACCACUCGUGCGCCGACGCAAGUUUGUACAAGAAGAAUGGGAGAGUUUGUUGAAGUCCCGAGUCGGAUAUAUUGAAGAUGGUUGGAAGUCGAUCUUGAUGAUGAAUUAUGCCACAUUGGACAAGGAGGCGGCAUGGCAAUACUUUUCAGUCCGAGAUGGUGGACGAAUACCACUUGAUGAUGGUUUGACCCUGACAUGGGCACUAUUCUAUGUUGCUUCAAUGAAUACUUGCUCAAAGUAG
Molecule: messenger RNA, 2151 nt
Organism: Lobosporangium transversale
Lineage: Eukaryota; Fungi; Mortierellomycota; Mortierellomycetes; Mortierellales; Mortierellaceae
Product: endo-1,3(4)-beta-glucanase
Exons: 4
Coding region: 1-2151 (716 amino acids)
Molecular function (GO): endo-1,3(4)-beta-glucanase activity
Source: RefSeq, a predicted model, not a curated record